This is a messenger RNA of Trichogramma pretiosum, 3920 nucleotides long. RefSeq names its product transient receptor potential channel pyrexia (gene wtrw). Gene Ontology annotation, biological process: monoatomic ion transport; transmembrane transport. Lineage: Eukaryota; Metazoa; Arthropoda; Insecta; Hymenoptera; Trichogrammatidae. Gene Ontology annotation, cellular component: membrane. The coding region runs from base 335 to 3358 and encodes 1007 amino acids. The transcript is spliced from 2 exons. The record is from RefSeq and is a predicted model, not a curated record. Gene Ontology annotation, molecular function: monoatomic ion channel activity; protein binding.
CGAGGUAGGUAUAUGUUCCGAAGCUUUUGUGAUUAUUAAACGCACAAAACGCGUGCGUGUAUGUGUGUGCGAAUAUCUGCUCGAUGAAGUGUGUGGCAGCGGUGGUGGCGGCUCGGCAACAGUCGAAGAAACGCACGCGUUGAGCCAGGACCAAGAUAGUUUUAUAAUACCAUUAUAGUCUCGCGCACUCGCGAUGAUGCCAGCAUUACCUAUCCGAGCAUCGGCCAGCACUGCUACGGCGACAAUGUCAUCGGUCAAUAGAUCGGUUUUGCGCUGUUACUUUUAUCUCAAGUAAAUUGCGAUACAUAAAAAAAGGCGCUAUCCAAGUCCCAUCAUGUCUGAUGGCGUUGACGAAGAGUCACAAUCGCGGAGCAGCAACAACGACGACAAGCAGCAGCAGCAGCAGCAGCAGCAACAUCCUACUGCAGCCGCUGCUACUAGCCCGAGCACUCGCAACAGGCUCGAGCUGAAGCGCAGCUCGAGCAGUAUACUGCCGGUCUCGACGAUGGCGCUGAUGCGCAAAAGCCGCACUUCUUCGACCCUGUUGCUCGCCUCGGAGCGUCAGAACUCCGUGUCGGAGGGUGGCAGAGGCGACGAAGAACAGCACAACGAAGAAGACGAAGACGACGACAGCCACUGCAUGGAUUACGGCAAGCCGCCGCCGAUCGAGGAGCCGCACUGCUACUACACGUGCGAGAGCUCGGUCUCGGACGAGGGCCAGCAGUGCGCCGUGCAGAUCAGUCGCGACUAUCUCAAGACGCUCCUGGUCGAGCACGCUCGCGGCCUCGGCUGUCGACUGCAGCUGCUCGACGAUCUCGAGGCGGGCAAGUGCUCAGACCUCGAGCAGGCGGACAAGUUCCUGGACGGCUGCAAACCACCCCACGAGCUCGACGCCCUGCUGCUCUACGCCAGCUUCCUCGGACUGGGCGAGCUGCUGCCCCGCAUACACGCCCGAGGCGCCGAUCUCAAUCAUCAGGAGCCCGAGCUGGGCGUCACCGCCCUGCACCUGUGCGCCUUCAGCAACUGCUUAUCCGGCGUGCAGUACCUGCUCAAUCACGUUAUCAAUCUCAACGCCAAGAAGGCCCACACGCCCUUUCACUUUGCCGGCUUCGGCAACGCCGCCGACGUCGCGCGGCACUUUCAGCAGCUUUGCUGGAGCCAGGAGUCGCCGAUCCCCGGCGAGGAGACGGUGCUUCACUCGGCCGCGAGAAACGGUGCCCACGACGUCCUCGGAAUACUCGCCCCAAAAAAUGCCUGGAUCAAUCGUCUGGACAACUGCGGCUGGGCGCCCAUACACUACGUCGUCGAUCGCGCCGAUUCCGAGGGCCUCGAGAUCCUGCUGGCCGCGGGCGGCUGCCUGCUCGACGUGAGCACCCGCAAAGGCGAGACUCCGUUGCACCUGGCGGCCAAGUGCGGCUGUGCCGACACCCUCGGGCUGCUCCUGAAAAAAGGCGCCAACGCCUCGCUGCGCAAUCACCGGGGCGAGACUGCCCUGCAUCUGGCCUCGCGCACCCACUCGCUCGAGUGCGUCGAGGCGCUGCUCCAGCACUCCUCGGCCGAGAUCGACGCCGAGGACAGCGAGGGCAAGACGGCCCUCCACGUCACCAUGGGCCGCUCGCCCCUGACCUACGACGUCGCCGAGACCCUCAUCACGUGGAAGGCUCGGGUGAACAGAGCCGACAAGUACGGCUACACUCCGCUGCAUCUGGCCGCGAUCAACGAGCUCUCGGAGUGCGUCGACAUUCUGAUACAGCACGGCGCCGAUUUGAGCGCCAAGACAAAGGGCGGCACCACUGCCCUCAGCAUCAUCCUCAGGAAGACGCCUUCGUCGCUGAACUGGUUCAAGCAGAGGCUCGACGCCUCCAUCAGUCUGCACCAGCACGGCUCGGCGUCGGGCGAGGUCGAGUUGAGGCUGGACUUUCAUCCGCUGCUGCAGAGCCAGCAGCGCGGCGAGAUCGGCUACCUCGGCAUCUUCGUCAAGGAGGGCUACAAGGAGAUCCUCGAGCAUCCCCUCUGCCAGUCCUUUCUCUACUUAAAGUGGCAAAAGAUUCGCAAGUACUACGUGGGCAGGUUGCUGUUCUAUCUGCUGUACGUGCUGGUGCUGACCACCUGGGUGAUCACGGCCCUGGCGCACAACUGCUACAACGAGUCGCACGGCCAGUUGGACAACUCGAGCCGACCCCUCUGCGCCAACUCCACGGGCGUCAACGGCUUUCUGUACAAGCAUCCUCUGGUGCUGGAUUUCGAGUGGUGGAUACUGGUGUCUUUGACGGUGCUCGAGGCCCUGAGGAAGCUUUUGGGCAUACUGACCUACUCGAGCAUCAGGCAGUUCUUCACGCAGGCCGAGAACAUGGUCGAGUGGUGCGUCAUACUCAGUGUGUUCGCCACCUCGUUCGUCUUCGCCGGUCGCACCCACACCUGGCAGAGCCACGUCGGUGCCUUCGCCGUACUCUGCGGCUGGACCAAUCUCAUGCUGAUGAUCGGCCAGUUGCCCAUGUUCGGCGCCUACGUCGCCAUGUUCACCAGUGUCCAGGCGCAGGUGUUCAAGCUUCUGCUGGCCUACGCCUGUCUGCUCGUUGGUUUCACGGCGAGCUUCUGCGUGAUAUUUCCGCGCUCCAAGUCCUUCAGCAGUCCGCACACGGGCCUGAUCAAGGUGCUGGUCAUGAUGACCGGCGAGCUCGACUUCGAGGAUCUCUUCUUCCCCGAGGAGAUGGAGGGCGUGAGACCCGUGGACGUCGGUGGCACCUCCUGGAUACUGCUGCAGGUUUCGGCCCAGCUGUCCUUCGUCCUGUUUCUGCUGUUCGUCACCAUCGUUCUGAUGAAUCUGCUGGUCGGCAUAGCCGUGCACGACAUCAAGGGCCUGCAAAAGACCGCGGGCCUGGCCAAGCUCGUCCGGCAGACCAAGCUCAUCUGCGACCUCGAGACGGCGCUGCACGUCGGCAUGCCGCAGUGCCUGAGGAAGAUGCUGCACUGGACGGCCGUGGUGAUGCCCAAGCGGCCCAAGGCCGUACUCACGGUGCGCCCGCUGAAUCCGCGCGAGAAGCGACUGCCCCGCGACGUGCUCGCCAGUGCUUACAAAGUAGGACGCGAGCGCAAGACCAGCAGCCAACUGACCACCGGAGCCAAACAGAGCAAUAACACAGCCAACUCGAUCGUAGGCUACGGCUGGAAGUACGAUAUCAACUCGUCGAUGCGUCGAUACGGAGGAAGACAGCAGCAGCAGCACCUGGAACAGGAGUCAGCCGUCUUCGAGGUGGCGGCCAAACUCAAGGAAGAGGUCAUGGAGCUCAAGAAGAUGUGCGAGAGCAACAACAAGCUCAUACACGAGCUGCUUAGGUCUUUAUCCAGUACUAAAUGAUAUUCUCUUUGCGUUACCAUUUCUUCUUAUUUUUUAAUGAUAAAUCUAAGGCUUGUGUUAUAGUCGUUGUUCUUUCUGACAAUUGUACAAAGAAAUUUAAUAUUAACGUUAGAAUGUAAUUUUAAGUUGUCGAGUAAUGCGACGAAAAAAAGAAAGUUAACAAGUGCCAAAAUUACCUGCUUUAGCGAUUAGUAGAAUUUAUGAUACUUUGUAAUACUUACGAUCAGCUUAUACAUAGAAAAUAUAGCGAUGUAAUUAAAACGCGUGAGUGGGGAUUUAAAUUUUGUACAGUGUAAAUAUAUUAUAAUAAAGUAAAAUUUAAUUUGUAAAAAUAUAGACAAUUUUAAAUGGCAUUCAAAGACUUUAUACGGGAAAAAGUACAAUAUUAGAGUCUUCCAUUUUUAUGCUAUUAUUAUUGUGAUGAAUAUAAUAUCGAUUUCAAUGACUGUUUAUUAUAAAACUCGAAAGACAAAUUGAAAAACUUUAACCAGAAAAAAUUAAACGAAUGCUCAAAAAACAAGAAAGAAAACUUUAGCCGUCUAAGACACUCUCGAUGUAUGCC